Molecule: messenger RNA, 3127 nt
Organism: Chelonoidis abingdonii (Abingdon island giant tortoise)
Lineage: Eukaryota; Metazoa; Chordata; Testudines; Testudinidae
Gene: LIPI
Product: lipase I
Biological process (GO): lipid catabolic process
Molecular function (GO): glycerophospholipase activity
Source: RefSeq, a predicted model, not a curated record
CCAGUGACUGAAACAGAAAUACAAAUCAAGAGUUCUGACUACCAGUUUUGUCCUCUAUAAAAUAUUCCCCCCUCUCUCUGUGGGUUAAGAUUAGAGGGAGAAUCCUUAGGAAAAUCACAAGGUCAAAUCAAUCCCUAAGAAUGCAAUGGUUUUCUUUCUAGUCCUUACAGUGGAAAUUUUAUAGCCAAAAUGUGUUUUUGCUGCAAGUUGCUUUUGACCAUCCCAGCAUUUUCUCUUUCCACACUCUGCGAACCACCAGAUGUAUAACAGACCAUCAAAAACAACCAAAUAGUCUGCCUUCCUUGGCAUUUCAUCUGAGCAGAGAGGUCAAGCAAAAUGAUGUAUAAUUACUUCCACUCCUCCCUAAAUAUCUGGCAGAGCCACCAGUAACAUACCACAUCAACUACUCACAAGGUAUAGACCCAUGUUAGUCCAGUAGUUCCCAAGGAGAGAGAAAGAAGGGCAACUGACGAUUAGGGGGAAAAAAAAAAAGCACAAAAAUAACUCUGAAAGAACUGAAUCUGCAUCACCAAUUUAAGUAAAUUAAAUAGGAGGAGUCAUGAAUUGCAAAAGCUUGAACACUGGUUUUUGCCCUUUGCAAAAUCACUUCCUUCUCUUCACCACACCUGUUUUAUCAGCGACGUUUCAUUGUCAGAUCAUAGUGUAAACUAGCACACUAUAAGGAAAUACUAAAAUCUUCUCCAUUCAGUUGUGGAUGUUACGUGUUGCUUUUCACCAUUUCCAUAUGUUGAAGCUGUUUCUCUUCAUCUUUUUGACGUGCCGGGUGAGAUCAGAUACAGAACAAAAAUGUGAAGAGUUCACAGAUCUUAGCAUACACAAUGCUUUAGCUGGGACAGCUCUAAAAGUGAAACUGCUGUUAUACACAAGGACAAACCAAAACUGUGCUGAGAGUCUCAGUGACUAUAAUACAACAGCAUCUACAUAUCUGGAUGUGACCAAGAAAACUGUCUUUAUAGUCCAUGGCUUAAGACUAACAGGCUCUACACCAAUAUGGCUGAAUGACAUUAAAGAACUUCUGCUGUCUUUAGUGGACAUUAAUCUCAUUAUAGUAGAUUGGAACAGGGGUGCUACGACUGUAAUUUAUCAUAAUGCGGUCCACAACACCAGAAGAGUUGCAGAAAUCUUGAAGAAAUAUAUUGAUCAGAUGUUGGCAUAUGGAGCCUCUCUUGACUCUAUUUAUAUGAUUGGAGUUAGCCUUGGGGCUCAUAUAGCUGGAUUUGUUGGAGAAAUGUAUAAUGGUACACUUGGCAGAAUUACAGGUCUUGACCCAGCUGGCCCUUCAUUCAGUGGGAAACCACCAAAUGAGAGACUGGAUCAUACAGAUGCAAAGUUUGUUGACGUCAUUCAUACUGAUAUAGAUGUUCUAGGCUUCAGGGAACCUUUAGGACAUAUCGAUUUCUAUCCAAACGGAGGAGCAGAUCAGCCUGGCUGUCCACAAACACUGUUUAGUGGAGCUCAGUUUUUUAAAUGUGACCAUCAGAGGUCUGUUUUCUUGUUCCUGUCAUCCUUGAGACAGAGUUGCAACAUAACAACAUACCCUUGUGAUUCAUACUUGGAUUACAAGAAUGGAAAAUGUGCCAACUGUGAAGAUUUUCAACCAAUGCCAUGUCCAGUACUGGGUUAUUUUGCUGAUAAGUGGAAAAACUAUUUAAUCCAAAAAGACCCUCCGGAGACAAAGGCUUAUUUUGAUACCUCAGGCCAAGAACCAUUCUGCUUGUAUUACUAUUUUGUGGAUUUUAUUACUUGGAACAAAAGCAUUAGGAGAGGUUUCAUUAGAAUUAAAAUAACAGACAGUGCUGGAAACACAAUAGAAUCAAAAAUGAAUAGUGAAGCUGCUACAUUUCAGCAGUAUAGACAAGCCAGUAUCUUUGUUGGAUUUUAUGAGGAUUUUGACAAAAUAUCAAGAAUUUCCUUGACUUUUUCUACAAGGACCCUAAUAGGCCCAAAAUAUAAGCUCAGGAUUCUCCGAAUGAGGCUAAGAUCUACUACAGAUCCAGAAAGGCUGCAGAUGUGCAGAUAUGAUUUGGUACUUCUGGAAAACAUCGAAACAACCUUCAAGCCUAUUCCAUGCCAAGAGAGAGACAAGUAAAGAGAGAGCCUCCGCUAAUUUGCUUUCUUUUGUAGAAAAUAUCACUUUUAAUUCUUUCUCAGGACUAAGGCCUGCUCUGAGGAGGGAAGUGAGACAAAACAGGCUCAGUUUCUGAAGCUGGAAUGAUAAUCUUCAUUGCCUUCUCUGGGUAUUGUAGAAAGAAAUUCAACAGCCAGUUCAGUCAAAUUUUGAAAACAAAUGUAUGAUGGCAGAACACAUACAGUGAUCUAUUAGCCAUUGUUUGUAAGUAGCAAGAAUAUUCCAGGAGUCCUCUGAAUUAAAUGUAACUAUCUGCACUGAUCAUGGCAAAUUAGUCGUCAUGUAAUGUAAAUGUAAUUAUUUUUAUGCUAUUUUUCCUAUCAAGACAUAAUUAUCUCUCUGUGAAUUUAAUAUGCUAUACAGAUGAUAUACAGGCCAAAGAUACAGCAAUUUUGGAGUAUUAUAUUCACUGAAUAAAUAAUUUGAAUUUAUUUCAUUAUCUGAUGCUUCUGUUUUUGGAAACCAGAAAAAAUAGUUGAUAUUUGUGCAAAUAUUUGUAAAUUUGCUGUUUAAUGCAAUUCUCUCUGAUCUCCAGUGUCUUCUGUAGAUGAAUAUUAUUGCAAACCUUUAAGUGUUUGUCUAUUAAUGAGAAUGGACAAGGGAUUGGCGUGCAGGUCUGAAGAAAUUGGAAUGUUUGUUUAUGGCCUGUGUUAUACAGAAAGUGAGACUGGAUGAUCACACAGUCGUAGAAUCUAUGAAGCUCUGACUAUACUUACAGAGAAAUUGUGUGGCAUUAGGAAUGGUGUCUACAAUGACCAGAUUUUACUGCUAGGUGGGAUGAAAUAGGUAUAGAACUCUGGACAUAAAUAGCUAUCUGCCUACAAGUCUGUUGUACCCAUCCCAGUAAUGCUCACUGAAUGCCUUUGUAUAACUGCUGCCUUUUCUAUUAUUAUUUGUGUAGCUCCAGUUUUGCAGAGUGCUUCAAAGACAUUGCAUUAAAUUUAGAAAUAUUGUCAUGAAAUAUAAUGUAAUGAAAAA